ACUUUUCUGAAAAAGUUAGGCUAGCAGUUUAUCUUUCGCCAUAUGAGCUAAAGUACAUAUCCCACUGCUACCGGUCCAUAUCAUUUCGGGAGAAUAGAAUAUUGCGUUUCACCUGGUAAAAAAUCGUGUCGAUAUGGACAUUAUAACAAUCGAAACGAAACACUUGAAUAGUUUGGUGCACGAAAAGUAAUCAAAAUCUUGAUUACAACUCCUUAUAUGGUCAUGCCACGCCCCAUUUUCAUGACGUCAUAAUCAUGAACUUGAUUAAUCAAGUUCGUGAUUACCUCCCCGUAGUUUGCCCAACUGAAUUGGACAUUGGUGAUUAAAAUGGCACUUUUUCAACGCCAACUCCAUGCCUAUUAUUAAAGUACAUUUAUCACUUAAGAUUUUGCAAAGUUUGGAGUUGAAACUGUUGAAACCUAGCUGAAGAAGAGGUGAAUGUCAAAACCAAGCAUGAGGACUCUUCUGCUUCUGUGCCUUGUUGGUGCUGCUUUUGCAGCCCAGAAGUCUUCAGAAGCUGAAGAUGUUGGGACAGUCAUUGGCAUUGAUCUUGGAACAACCUAUUCAUGUGUUGGUGUAUUCAAGAAUGGGAGAGUGGAGAUCAUAGCAAAUGACCAGGGCAACCGCAUCACUCCAUCCUAUGUGGCGUUCACCAAGGAGGGUGAGCGUCUCAUUGGUGAUGCCGCAAAGAAUCAGCUGACCAGUAAUCCAGAGAACACCAUCUUUGAUGUGAAGAGGCUGAUUGGAAGGGACUGGAAUGACCAGAAUGUUCAGAAGGAUGUCAAACUUCUGCCAUUCAAGGUGGUGGAGAAGAACGGCAAGUCGCACAUCAAGGUGACGGCCGGCGGCGAGCAGAAGGUGUUCUCCCCGGAGGAGAUCUCGGCCAUGGUGCUCUCCAAGAUGAAGGAGACGGCCGAGUCCUACCUGGGCAAGAAGGUGACGCACGCCGUGGUCACGGUGCCGGCCUACUUCAACGACGCUCAGCGCCAGGCCACCAAGGACGCCGGCGCGAUCGCCGGUCUGACCGUGAUGCGUAUCAUCAACGAGCCGACGGCGGCCGCCAUCGCCUACGGCAUGGACAAGGAGGGCAGCGAGAAGAACGUGCUGGUGUUCGACCUGGGCGGCGGCACGUUCGACGUCUCGCUGCUGACCAUCGACAACGGCGUGUUCGAGGUGGUGGCCACCAACGGAGACACCCACCUCGGCGGAGAGGACUUCGACCAGCGCGUCAUGGAACACUUCAUCAAACUCUACAAGAAGAAGUUCAACAAGGACCUGCGCACCAGCAGUCGCGCGGUACAGCGACUGCGGCGUGAGGUGGAGAAGGCCAAACGCACGCUGAGCGCGCAGCACCAGGUGAAAAUCGAGAUCGAGAACCUGUUCGAGGGCCAGAGCUUCUCCGAGACGCUGACCCGUGCCAAGUUCGAGGAGCUCAACAUGGACCUGUUCCGCGCCACCAUGAAGCCGGUGCAGCAAGUGCUGAAGGACGCUGGACUGCAGAAGAAAGACAUCGACGAGAUUGUGCUGGUCGGAGGCUCAACCCGCAUCCCUAAGAUCCAGCAGCUGGUGAAGGAGUUCUUCAACGGCAAGGAGCCUAGCCGCGGCAUCAACCCGGACGAGGCGGUGGCCUACGGCGCCGCUGUGCAGGCAGGCAUCCUGAGCGGCGACAAGAGUACCGGCAACCUGGUGCUGCUCGACGUGAACCCGCUGACGCUCGGCAUCGAGACGGUCGGCGGCGUCAUGGCCAAGCUGAUCCCGCGCAACACGGCCAUCCCCACCAAGAAGUCGCAGAUCUUCUCGACGGCAGCCGACAACCAGGACACAGUCACCAUCCAGGUGUUCGAGGGCGAGCGGCCGAUGACCAAGGACAACCACGAGCUGGGCCGGUUCGACCUGACCGGCAUCCCGCCAGCCGCGCGCGGCGUGCCCAAGAUCGAGGUGACGUUCGAGAUUGACGCCAACGGCAUCCUGCAGGUGUCGGCCGAGGACAAGGGCACCCAGACUAAGAAGCAGAUCACCAUCACUAAUGACCAGCAGCGACUGACGCCAGAGGACAUCGAGCGCAUGAUCGAGGAGUCGGAGCGCUUCGCCGAGGAGGACCGACUCGUCAAGGAGCGCGUGGAGGCCAGGAACGACCUCGAGGCCUACGUCUACAACCUGAAGAACCAGCUGAGCGACGAAAAGCUGGCCGGCAAGCUGUCCAGCGACGAGAAGACCGAGAUCGAGACGGCCAUCGAGGAGCAGCUCAAGUGGCUGGAAGACCACCAGGACGCCGAGACGGCCGAGUUCCGCGCCCAGAAGAAGGCGGUCGAGGACACCGUGCAGCCCAUCAUCGCCAAGCUGUACCAGGGCGCGGGCGGCGCGCCGCCCCCGGGCGGACCCGACUCGGACCGGGAGGAGCUGUAGACGUCCGCGGCGGCCGCCGCACACCGCCGAGUCUCGGCGUACUCAUGUGAUAUGGACUGAAGGACUCGAGGACAUGGUCAGUGAAGGAAAUGGAUGGAGUAGAGCUUUCAGAGUGUGGUCCACGGGAGGGGUUUCAUUCGGGUAUUGCACGAUUGAUGUAGAAAAUAGUCUGUUAGAUUUGCUGCAUUAUCAGCAGUGGCUUGAUUGUGUUUAGGUUUACAGUCUUUCUUUGUGUUGCCGUGGGAUUAAAGACAUUAUUUUAUUGGAUGCGUGCGUGUGCGCGUUGUAUCGUUACGGCAGAGCGGUAAUUUCGUUCAAGUUCGUCACUGGUUCCUAGAGUUACAGAUAGAGGAAAUAUUUCGUGAUACCUCCAGUUGCUGCGUGUUUUGUACAAAUAAAGAAAAUGAACUCAAAA
This is a messenger RNA of Amphibalanus amphitrite, 2821 nucleotides long. RefSeq names its product endoplasmic reticulum chaperone BiP-like. Gene Ontology annotation, biological process: cellular response to unfolded protein; protein refolding; endoplasmic reticulum unfolded protein response. The coding region runs from base 439 to 2406 and encodes 655 amino acids. Gene Ontology annotation, cellular component: endoplasmic reticulum chaperone complex; nucleus; cytoplasm. The record is from RefSeq and is a predicted model, not a curated record. Lineage: Eukaryota; Metazoa; Arthropoda; Thecostraca; Balanomorpha; Balanidae. The transcript is spliced from 4 exons. Gene Ontology annotation, molecular function: ATP hydrolysis activity; misfolded protein binding; ATP-dependent protein folding chaperone.